CAGCAGUCUCCAAGUCCCUCUCGUCUCUCCACCACUCAGGACUCAGCGCAACCCGAGUUUCUUUGGUACCAGAGCUACCCGACCAAACCAUCGUGGCCAGUCUUGAACAAUUUCAGGGCUGUCGACCGACACAAUGCCAGAGCGCUGGCCGGCGCGAACGGCCCAGAAACACCCAGCAAAGUCCAGACCAGCCUCGCCAUGCCGAAGCGCAUGCACCACCAAGAGCUGGCAUGCGGCCUUGGGGCCUGGAUUGCGAUAGAAGCAUCGGCUUUCAUCCAGGUGGUGUUCGCCAACCAUCUUGGCUGGCUUCCUUGCUCAUCGCUAUCGCAGGCAACUCGCAUAUGAGACAAGCAAUUGUCACGACGGUUAACCUGACCGGGCGGCCGUAUUACUCAAGUAAGCACGAAUCCUCUUCAACAUGUUUGCUGCACCUGCGGGACCUUGCCGAGUUACGGAUACGGAUGCCCGGCUUGGCAGUCUUGGGCCCUUUUCAGCCCGCCCAAACUGCGCCCGCAUCCUGCGCCCUGCAGGGUGGGCCUCAAAUCAUCAGAGCUCUAGGUUGCGUGCAGGACCCUUCGAUGCCUAGUCGGAAUGUUCUAGGGCCCAAAGGUGGUCAACGCAGAGCCUUAGGCAUAUUGUUCUCUUUGGGACGGGAUACAUGUUUGCAUCAUUUGUCCAGGUUCUGUUGCUGGAGGAUCGAGCAGCGAGACAAUCCUCCCGACAAUCCUCCCGUCCGGCCUUGGCCAUGCUAUUAAGGUAAUAACGGAAUAACGGAGGUGCGUUGCAACGGAGACCUCGGUCCGUUUUCUCAGUCCUACACGGCGCACCGGGGAAAGACCUUGGC
Lasiosphaeria miniovina is the source of this 844-nucleotide messenger RNA. RefSeq lists its product as uncharacterized. Lineage: Eukaryota; Fungi; Ascomycota; Sordariomycetes; Sordariales; Lasiosphaeriaceae. Bases 231 to 755 code for a protein of 174 amino acids. The record is from RefSeq and is a predicted model, not a curated record. The transcript has a single exon.